GCCGCGCUACUAAAAGGAAGCACGACUCGCUAUCACGUCAUUCUGUGCUUAGGCGUACAGCAGGAAACAGGUUUUCCUUUUGGAUUGUUGUCUCGAAAACAUCUGAAUAUUUUUUCCUUACUCAAUGCACCCCUCGGCACAGAACACGCUGAAACCAGCCAGAAGGAAAAAUGCCUCCUUCGGAAAUAAUCGGGUCGUGUCUUCGCGUCUUGUUUCUGCUCUUGAGUUGGACUUCUCAUCAGCGCUCUGCCAGCUCUCUACAGAUCCAACAGGCUUUCGCAUCUCCGAAUCAGACCAAUAAUUUCGUCGUAGAUGAAGUUUCAAAAAAAGUUUAUUUGGCGGCGGUUAAUACGAUUUACCAGCUAAACAGGAGUUUGUCAGUUGAGGUGCAAAGGCAAACCGGACCGGUGAACGAUCAUUUCUUGUGCCAUGCUCCCCAGCUUCCACAGGCGACCUGCGAGCACCAAACGGCUCCGACCGACAACUUCAACAAGCUGCUGCAGCUGGACCCGGACCAGAAGGUGCUCGUCGUGUGCGGAUCUGUAUACCAGGGAUUCUGUGAGCUUAGGAAAAUGGAGAAUAUCUCUCAGAUUGCAGUUGAUUUUCCACCACAGGGGGAAAAAACAGUAUUUCCCAGUAUGUUGAACAUCGCUGCCAAUCACGCUAACGCUUCGACGGUGGGAUUGAUUUUCAGAAGUCAUGGUGGGAACACCAAACUUUUAGUGGGAGCAACAUAUACAGGUGCCGGUUCUUCGUUUUUCCCGAAAAACCACAGCAAAGAAGAUCUACGAUUUGAAAACACCCCAGAGAUUGCUAUCAGGUCUCUAAAUAUUAAAGAUCUGUCUAAGCUUUUCACAUAUGAUAUAAAUCCUUCAGAAGACAAUGUCUUUAAGAUAAAACAAGAAGUCAAGCAGAGACACGCGCUUAAUUUCGUCCAUACUUUCAUACAGAAAAGUUAUUCUUACAUUGCAAUAAACAAUGACGCCAAUACGGGUCACAAGGAAAACCAACCCAAUAGCAUAUUGGCAAGAAUUUGUUUGGACACCGAAAAUCCUCGGAAAUUAUCCUCGGAGAGCAGAAAGCUGACGGAGUCGUACAUCGAAAUGUACCUUCAGUGUGGAUCCAAUGAGAACAUUUAUAACAGAGUUUUGUCAGUGUACCCUGCAGAGAUCAAUGUUGCUGGAAUAGGAUCGGAGCCUUUCUUGUUCGGAGUUUUCGCGAAAUCGAACAAAAACUCGGCCGUGUGCGCCUUCAGGUUCGCAGAUAUCGAGGAGACCAUCCGACAGGGCAGAAAAAACUGCUCCACCUCGGCCAGCACCGGGGAGGUCCGGGUGCUGGACAGUGUCAUCCAGGGUUCGGGCGCUGUGUGCGUUCAAAAGUCGAAUAUUGUGCUACAGUCGGAGCAGCUGGACUGCGGGGCUGCACACCUGCAGCACCCGUUGGCCCUGAAGACGCCGCUGGUCUCCUCCCCACUGUUCGAGACUGUGGGGCUGACCUCUGUUGCCGUGGACAACGUGCACAAUCGCACUGCUGUCUUCCUGGGAAGCAGCGCCGGCAGGCUGUGGAAGCUGAAUCUCUUCCAGAAUCUAACUGUAGCCAGUCAGAAGUCUUUGAAAGUUGCCCCCGGCGAGUCCGUCCACCACAUCAUGACCUUUGACCCCAGCGACCGAAACUACAUUUACCUCAUGACUUCCAACCAUCUCCUGUGGGUUAAGGUGGCUAAUUGUGAGCAGUACUCCAGUUGCAAAGACUGCUUGGGUACUGGUGACGCCUACUGUGGCUGGUGCACACUGAAGAACAGGUGCUCAACCCAGAAUGAAUGUCCCUUCCAGCAUCUGCAAAGCUCCUGGAUUGGUGUGAACGAGGGCCCCCAGCAGUGUCCUUGGAUGACCAUCACACCCCCGGACAUCAGCAUCAGCACCGACACUGAGUUUGUGGGCAUCUUGAUCCACGGCAGCGUUCCGAAGCUGGAGGGCUUUUCAGUAGAGUGUGACUUCGGUCCGGGGGGGUCCACGCCUGCUAUAGUCCACUGUGACUCUGGACCCUGUGCUAUCCAAACCUGCAAACGAUUGUCUCGAGACAACUACCCAAGCAUCCCCCCUGACCAGGAUCACGUGACCAUACCAGUGGCCAUCAAGGCGAACGGCAUGCCCAUUGUCUCUGGAAGUUACACUCUCUAUGACUGCCAGAAGACGGGCUUGAUACACCCUCACACGGCGUGCAGCAGCUGUCUGCAGAAUAAGGGGAAGUGCCUGUGGAACCAGCAGGAGAACAGCUGUGUUUCCAGUGAAAAUGCCACGAAGGACCAUCUGCUAAAGGACGUGGAGUCUUGUCCAACCGGGACGUUUGUUAAAAUUCCCCCGUCACUGUCUGGAAGGUCGCCGAACAUCACGGUGUCACUCAGCAACGUGGAGGAGGGCACUGCGCUGGUAUGUGAUUUUGGGGGCGAUCUCCAGUAUGAGGCAGCGUGGCUCGGAUCAUCGGAGCUCAGCUGCAAGGAUGUGACACUUACCACCACGGCAAAAACCCGCAUGUUCAAUUUCACCCUGAAACGCUGGGGCUUGAAGGACAAGUACAUCGACAGUCCUCAGCCCAUGACAGUGGAGGUAUACAACUGCGGGGCAGGCAGCACAGAUUGCUCCCAGUGCUGGGGACGGGAGGACCAGGGACACCACUGCGCCUGGUGUGACAGCUCGUGUAAACCCCGCGAUGAGUGUCACACAAGUCAGACCCAGUGUCCGGGCCCAGAGAUCUGGAAGAUCAUGCCGCUCAGCGGGCCCCUGGAAGGAGGCACCAGGCUCACCAUCCAGGGUAGGAAUCUGGGCCGCAGGGCGGCGGAUGUCAAAGUGGACAUCGGCACCGUUCCCUGCACACUGCUCCCGGAGAGAUAUAGUGUCUCUGUGCAGCUGGUGUGUGUGACAGGGAGAUCACAGGAUACGUUUGCAAACGUGGUGACGGUCACUGUGGGCAGCAGCGUGGGACAGUCCAAAGAAACCUUUUCAUACCUGAGUCCCAGAGUACUAUCCAUGGAGCCCAGGAACGGAUCCCUGUCUGGGGGCACGAAAGUAACUCUGAAGGGCGAACACCUGGACACUGGCUCCCGAGUGCAAGUGAGGGUCAACGGCACCCAGGACUGCACUAUUAUUAGGAAAGACGCCGACACCAUCGAGUGCACCAUGCCACCGGCGGAGCACAUGCGUCCCGAUACCACCGUGUCCGUGUGCGUGGAGUUUGAAGAACUUCCUUGCCAAAACCUGCAAAAUUCCUCCUACACCUAUGAGAGGAAUCCGAUCAUCGUUGGCAUCCAUCCGCAGAAGAGCUACCUGAGCGGGGGCCGUACCAUAACGGUGAAGGGACAUGGCUUUAACCUGGUGCAGAACGUGGAAAUGAAGGUCAGGGGGAUCGUGGAUGAGCAAAGCGCUUGCUCUGUGCAGUCAAACACGAUCAUCACAUGCUCCUCGCCAGCUUCUCCUCAGUCCACGCGAACCACAGUGGAGUUCUAUCUGAAUGGUGUCCCCUACACUGGGGACAGUCCUGCCACCCAGAUGGACCUUGAGGACGACGAGGAGCCCUACAGGGUGCACUUCUACAUGGACUACUUGGAGGACCCGCAGUUCUUCACCGCGACCAAGGACAAGUUCAUCAAGCACCAUCCAGGAGAGCCGCUCACGCUCAUAAUCAAUAAAGGACCCAGUGAACUGAAUCUGGCUCCGGAAGAACACACUGUGACGAUUGGCUCCAUCCCCUGUGACGUCAGCUUCAGUAACGAUCAGCUGUUUCACUGCACUAUCAAUGGCUCCCUGAACUCACAUGAAAGAGAGCAGCCAGUCAUUGUGCAGGUGGGCAACUUCCGCAAGGUCAUCGCCACGGUGCAGCUGGGAGGCAGCGAGCUGGCCAUCGUCGUCUCCAUCGUGGUGUGCAGCGUCCUGCUGCUGCUGUGCACCGUGGCCCUGGUGGUGUACUGCACGAAGAGCCGCCGUGCCGAGCGCUACUGGCAGAAGACGCUGCUGCAGAUGGAGGAGAUGGAGGCACAGAUCAGGGAGGAGAUCCGAAAAGGCUUCGCUGAGCUGCAGACCGACAUGACGGACCUCACCAAGGAGCUGAACCGCAGUCAGGGCAUCCCCUUCCUGGAGUACAAGCAGUUUGUCACCCGAACCUUCUUCCCAAAGAUGUGUUCAGACUAUGAGAAGAACAGCCUGGUGCAGCCCGUCUAUCAGAACGAUAAUCUGAGUCCGCGUGUUGUGCCAGAGACUCACCCCCUGCUGCAGGACUGGAAGCCCGCAGGUACCGGCAAGCCCAACAUGGAGGAGGGGGUCACGCUGUUUUCCACUCUGCUGAACAACAAGCACUUCCUGAUCACCUUCGUGCACGCUUUGGAGCAGCAGAAGGACUUCGCCGUACGGGACAGAUGUAGCCUGGCCUCACUGCUCACCAUCGCUCUGCACGGAAAGCUGGAGUACUACACCAGCAUCAUGAAGGACCUGCUGGUAGACCUUAUAGACAGCUCGGCCCCCAAGAACCCCAAGCUGAUGCUGCGGAGGACCGAGUCCGUAGUGGAGAAGAUGCUCACCAACUGGAUGUCCAUCUGCAUGUACAGCUACCUGAAGGAGACAGUGGGCGAGCCGUUCUUUCUGCUGCUCUGUGCCAUCAAACAGCAGAUAAAUAAGGGCUCCAUCGACGCCAUCACCGGCAAAGCCCGCUACACCCUGAACGAGGAGUGGUUGCUGAGGGAGAACAUCGAGGCCAAGCCCCAGAACAUCAAUGUCUCAUUCCAAGGAUUAGGAAUGGACUCGCUCACUGUGCGAGUGAUGAACACGGACACCAUCUGCCAGGUCAAAGAGAAGAUCUUGGAGGCGUUUUACAAGAAUUUGCCCUUUUCUCAGUGGCCAAGUGCUGAAGACGUAGACCUAGAGUGGUUUUCUUCUGGCAGCACCAGUCGAAUUCUCCUGGACCUGGACAACACGUCAGUGAUGGAAGAUGGCCGCAAGAAGCUCAACACCGUCUUUCAUUACAAAAUACCAGAGGGAGCCUCACUUGCAAUGAGCCUGAAAGACAGGCGUGAGAACACUUUGGGGAGAGUCAAAGAUUUGGACACAGAGAAAUAUAUUCACCUGGUCCUCCCACACGACGAGCUGACAGAGACCAAGAAGUCACACAGGCACAGCCACCGCAAGAAGGUGCUCCCAGAGAUCUACCUUACGCGGCUGCUCUCCACCAAGGGAACACUCCAGAAGUUCCUGGAUGACCUGUUUCAGGCCAUCCUCAGCAUUCCAUCUGACAAGCCCCCUUUGGCUGUGAAAUAUUUCUUUGACUUCCUGGAGGAGCAGGCAGAUAAACGAGGCAUCACAGACCCCGACACCCUGCACAUCUGGAAGACCAAUAGCUUACCUUUGAGGUUCUGGGUGAACAUUUUGAAGAACCCCCAGUUCGUCUUCGACAUCGACAAGACAGACCAUAUGGAUGCAUGCCUGUCCGUCAUCGCCCAAGCCUUCAUCGAUGCCUGCUCUGUGUCCGACCUGCAGUUAGGCAAGGACUCCCCCACCAACAAACUUCUGUAUGCCAAGGAGAUACCGGAGUACAAGAAACGGGUGCAGUGGUAUUACAAGCAGAUCCAGGAGAUGGCGCCGUUGAGUGAGCAGGAGAUGAAUGCACACCUUGCUGAGGAGUCCCGGAAAUACAGAAAUGAAUUCAACACAAACCUGGCCCUGAUGGAGAUCUACAAUUAUGCCAAGAAAUAUCGUACUCAGGUGGUGAACGCGCUGGACGCCAACCCCACAGCCCGCCGCAUGCAGCUGCAGCACAAGUUUGAGCAGGUCAUUGCCCUCGUGGAGGACAACAUCUAUGAGUGCAGCAGUGAGGCCUGAAGCACCAGCGCCCCGCCCCCCCCCCCCAUACCCCCACCACACAAGCAAGGCACACCUGGGCGCUGCAGCCCUAUUCCACGAUCGCUUUCCUUGUGAACCCAUGUGAGAGACUUCUGAGAGACCUCUAGCAAGGAGGCCUGGGUGAUGGACAGAUACCCUAUGCCAACCCUUGCUGUGGAGGAAGAAGAGUUGGAGCGUACCAAAUUGUGGGGUGUCGUGGGGGGUGUUCUUAUGCCACAGAGCAGCUUAGGCCUUUUGAUAAAAGCAGGUUGUGCCCCGGCAGUGCACUGUUUAGGGUUAAAAAGGCAAGCUGCAGAGUUACUUUUUAACCCUGUGGUUAUGCACAGAUGGACCAGAGGGAAAGUUUAAAGUCACUUUGUCUAAAACCACAAGGGAGAGCUGGGGGUGGGGUGGGGCUCAUUGUCACUGGAUUUCGAUGCUGGGGGUCUUCCCAUUGCAAGCACAUGCAUGGACCUCCCCCCACCUUCUGCAGACACAUGGAAGAUGCACUGUACCGUAACAUGGUUGUCAAUAGCAAUAUUUAUGGAUGUUCUCUCUCUUAUAGUCUCGAGUUGGAGGGAACGACGAUAUGAUUCUCCUGUCUCCCACGCAAACGAUCCACAAAAUCAGAAUCGUUUACUCAGGUCUGAGCUGUGGCAGUGACAGACAGGACUUUACACUGGUGCUUUGAACUGUUAUCUGAGCUUUUUCUGACUGAUAUGUGACGCUCAUUGCGCUGAAGUACCUUUACAGCAUUCAUUUUCAUAGCGGGCCCAUGAAGAGUCACACCUUUGGAGAACUGAGCAUUGCUGAGCUGUUGGAGAGAGAGAGAGAGGGAGAGAGAGAGAUGGGGACCAGUCAAAGACUGAAUGCUAUGCUCUACCAACUCCGUCCUGCUCUCUGAUAGCGUCUAUCAUGGAAGGAUAUAUAAUUGAAUCAAAUAAAAUGUGUGCUUCUUAAAAAAAUA
This is a messenger RNA of Brienomyrus brachyistius, 6831 nucleotides long. RefSeq names its product plexin D1 (gene plxnd1). The transcript is spliced from 36 exons. Gene Ontology annotation, cellular component: semaphorin receptor complex. Gene Ontology annotation, molecular function: protein binding; semaphorin receptor activity. Gene Ontology annotation, biological process: regulation of GTPase activity; regulation of cell shape; endothelial cell migration. The record is from RefSeq and is a predicted model, not a curated record. NCBI's taxonomy places the organism in Eukaryota, Metazoa, Chordata, Actinopteri, Osteoglossiformes, Mormyridae. The coding region runs from base 171 to 5864 and encodes 1897 amino acids.